Messenger RNA from Pseudomyrmex gracilis, 578 nucleotides. Its product is annotated as 60S ribosomal protein L27-like. Lineage: Eukaryota; Metazoa; Arthropoda; Insecta; Hymenoptera; Formicidae. Gene Ontology annotation, biological process: translation. Gene Ontology annotation, molecular function: structural constituent of ribosome. The coding region runs from base 111 to 515 and encodes 134 amino acids. The record is from RefSeq and is a predicted model, not a curated record. Gene Ontology annotation, cellular component: cytosolic large ribosomal subunit; ribosome. The transcript has 4 exons.
UCUGGGAAUUAGACAGUUUGUUUUGUUAAAACAACGUUAUAUUUGUAAUUACCGUAUAACGCAAUCUUUGUUCAUAUAUUGAUAAUUGCUACUCAUUAUAUAUAAUCAAGAUGGUGAAGAUUAUGAAGACAGGCAAAGUCGUGCUGGUCCUCAGUGGACGGUACGCAGGUAGAAAGGCAAUAGUAAUGCGUAAUUUUGAUGAUGGCACUUCAGAAAAACAAUAUGGACAUGCUAUGGUUGCUGGAAUUGAUCGGUAUCCUCGCAAGGUUCACAAGAGAAUGGGGAAAGCAAAGCUGCAUAAACGAUCUAAAAUCAAACCUUUUGUUAAAAUUCUAAAUUACAAUCAUCUAAUGCCAACAAGAUACACAGUAGAUUUACAAUUAGAUAAAGUAGCUCCUAAAGAUCUUAAAGAUCCAAUGAAGCGCAAGAAAGUUCGUUUCCAGACACGUGUCAAAUUUGAAGAAAGGUAUAAAAAUGGCAAAAACAAGUGGUUCUUCCAGAAGUUAAGGUUUUGAUUAUUUUUCAUUAAAUAUAUGUGCAGAGGUGUAUAAAAUAGAAAAUAUAAUUUUUUCUAUUGC